Molecule: messenger RNA, 6211 nt
Organism: Porites lobata
Lineage: Eukaryota; Metazoa; Cnidaria; Anthozoa; Scleractinia; Poritidae
Source: the annotation of a GenBank genome assembly
CAUACUUCAAGUCAAGAUGGCGGAUCUUCGCGGGGUUUUCAAAGAAUUUGUGUUUAGGAAAAGCUCCAGAUCGUAGUUUUGACAACGGAGACAAUAAUUGUAGAAUGAAAUGUCAAGACUCACUCAGCAAAGUGGUGAUGACAAUCGAUACAUUCUCGUGGCCAAACUGGACAACGCUCGCAAUCUUCACAGCAUCCUGAAAGCUGUCCAGUUCAAAGAGGUAAAAAAACUUCAGAUUUAAGAACCCUACUCACUGAUCCCUAGUCAACUGACCUCCUAUUGACCCCCUAGCCUAAAAUCCACUAAAACAAUGUAAGGCAAAAUAUGAUACAAAAUAGGAACGAGAUAUCAGACCAGUCUACUCUUCAGUCCGGGGGUGCGGUGGGGGAAGGAGCGGGUACUCCCUUGAUAGCUUCUUGCAGGGAAGCUCCGCCCUGAAUUAAAAGGGUAUCCUUUUCAGGCCGUAGGUAUAUUAAACGGUAGGGAUUGCACUAGUUAAAGUAUAUAAAGGGGUAGGGAAAUCUGCCAUUUUGGUCUGUAAAAGGAACCAAAAAGACCAACCAAUACAUUUUUGACUGAGAAGAAGUCAAGAAAACUCCUUGGUUUAGUGAUUUAUUCAUAUUCAAAAGAAAGUUUAUUACAGCUGUUAAAAAGGGAUGUAGUGGUCUGAAAGGGGUGCCUUUUCUCUCAAAAAUGAAAAGCAUCGAACCUCGGAACAGAGCCUCCCCAAACAAAACUUUAUUUUUUAUUUAUUUAUUUUUUGUUAUCUUUAAUCAAGGUAAUUGCCAAUAGCGUUUAUGCUAAACCGGCAAUGUCAGCUUUAUUGGUCUAAAUCUCUCUCUUAAUAAAUGAUAUAAACUGAAAAAAGAAAAGAAAAGAGAAAAACCAAAAGGUAAGGUGCAAAUGGGACCUGAAGUCCCAUGCAGGUCAUGCAGGGCACCUCUCAAGUGAAACAGAAAAAAAAAACAUUCUUAAAAAGAAAAUGUUAAGCAAUGCUUAUCAAACCAUUGUUGUCAAUGGCAACCUCAAUUACAUGCUAGACCGCAUGAACAAGGUUUAUCAGGGUCAAAAACAUUUACUAACUCAUUAUUGUACAAUUUAGUUAUUGUGUUCUUAAAAGUCUUGAUGCUGAGAAAGGGGGGGUUUAAUUGAUUUAUUGAGUGCUAGAUUUCUUUGAAGUCUUAAAGACAAAUUUGAGGUGUAUUGUUUUGAAUAAGUGAGAAGACAAAAAUUAAACAUUCAAUUUUCAAGAUAGGACUGCAUAUUUCUAUUUUUAAAGUAUUUGCUGUCAUUUUAUUUAGUCAGCCACAUGUUUUGUGAGUAGCAAUGGAAUCAAAGUCACAGUUGAGGAUGCUAAAUGUGUGCAGGCCAAUGCAUUUGUACAGAGUGGAAUCUUCCAGGAGUUCAUUUUCAAAGAGGAGAGUGCUACCUUCCGAAUCAACCUGAAUGUUCUUCUGGUAAAGUAAUGUCAAUAAACGCGCCAAAAAAUGGAGAAAAAAUUAUCUUUGUUGGCACCUACUUCCUACUUGCAAUAAAAUAGUUUUUAUUACGGUAGAUCCUCUAUUAAGACCCCCCGGGGGAGCUUAUUAAUGUAUUUUCAACACAUUUGAGAGGGGGCUUAAUAGAGAUGGGGGGCUUAUUUUAGAGGGAGGCUUAAUUAAUUUAGCAAAGACAGUGGUAUCAGUUCUCCAUAAAAAGUAGAAAAGCCCAAGUGUAAGAAGUUAAAGGUCAUGCGGCUGGGGAUCAAAAACAAAUCCGAACUUCCAGCUGGUUAAUGAACCAUCCUGGAUCAGUCCACACAAAGUUUUACAGCCAUGAUUGAUCAAUAGUGUCUACCAUUUGUUAGUGAGCAAUAAUGAGAGGGAGGGGAGAGGGAGCUUAAAAAGGGGGGCCUUAUUAACUUUCUUCCCCUUAAAAUAGAGGGCUUAUUUGUGAGGUGGGCUUAAUGGAGGAUUUGCAGUAUUUUAAGAAACUUAGAAAGAUCAGUCCAUCACGAAAGACAGCUGCGGAUCUAGAAUAAAUACUGACCAAUUUCCUAAACAAGCAGCGAAAGAGCAAGCUUCUAGGAGGGUCCAGAGGCAUGCUCCCCCAGGAAAUUUUUUGGAUUUUAACUACCCAAAGUCCCCUUUCCUGGGCUUCUGAGUCAUUCAGACAGGAUACCUACUGACUGUCCAAACCAUUUUCCAGAUUUCAACUUGGAAAGUUUUUUUUAAUUAAAACUACGGGUAUAGUAAUUUAUGAAAAAUCUGACCAAUUUCUGUAAAACGGUGGAAACAGGUGUACAUUGUAUAUGUAGCCCUUCUGCAAGUUGUCAUCAUUACAUUACAGUUGUAUUUGCUUUUAUGGUACUUUUGGAACGGGAAAAUUGUUUGUGAAAGUGGUUAAAACAGAGAGGCAUUAUAAACCUUGACAUAUAUAUGAACUGCAUUCUUCUCCCACUGUUGUGCAAUAAAUUUUGGAUGGCCUUUUUUCUCUUCCUCUUUUUUCAGGAAUGUCUAAAUAUUUUUGGUUCAUCUAAAGAUACUGGAACUUGCACUGCUCUGAAGAUGUGUUAUGCAGGAUAUGGCUCUCCACUUAUACUCAUGUAAAUUUCCAAGUUGAUGCAUUUAAAUGCUCUUGUAGAGAGUUUUUUUUAACUCACAUCUUCACACUUUGGCUUUUUUUUAGCAAUCAGACACAUACGACAAUCUUAUCAAUCUUACACUUUGGUUUCUAGUCAAUAAUAAUUCUACACAUGUAAAUAGUUUUAUCAAUUCUACAUGUAUUUUUUAUUAUAAUGGUCGUGUAAUUCAAGUUAUAGUGUCCCCAUUUGGUGAUUAUUCUACUGCUAUCUUGGUUUGACACCCAAAUAAAGGUAUCCAUUCAUUCAUUCAAGUAAAAUUUAUCAUCUUUCAUUAAAAAUAUUUCUCCAUGACUGAUUGGCACAAAUUCCUCAGCUAAUUUUUCAUAAUAAGCUACACGUAACAUUGACCAAAUUUGUAAGACAGUUGUGAUAUUUAGAAAAUGACAUCAAUAGUACAGAAUAAUUGCUAGUAGAAAGGAUGGCAACCAAGAAGCCCUUAAUGGGACAAGGUUGUGUUGCAGUGGUGGAUCCAGGGGAGGGUUCUGGGGGGCUGCCCCCCUUAUUUUUGGACCAAACUGAGGCCCAAAGGGCCAAAAAAAAAUUGGGGGGGAAGACCGGGCCUUCCCCCCUUAUUUCAAGGUCUGGAUCUGGCACUGUGUUGCUUCGGUGGAGGAAGACAAAGUGGCAGAACAUUUAAUGCCUUUUAUGAUUAAGAAAUAGCAGAACUACUAUCAUUUGUAAGUGGUCAAGGAACAGUUGCGGGAGACUGAUGUGAAGGAGAGAGAGAAGAAAGAGACGGGAGAUGUGAUCUGCCAGUCAUCUCCCACUUUUUCUCCUUCCCUUCUCCCCAUGUACACAUCUUUCACAUGCUUCCCUUGUAAUAUUAAUAAGGAGACAAAAAGAGAUAACUUGUGACAAGUCAGGCAUAAGUUUGCUUUUCUGGUUAUACCAACCAAGGUAAAUAUUUUACAUGUAUUGUUCAUCCCCAGGUUGGAGGAGGGAGGAGUAUUGACAGACUGUAGUAUUCAAACACAGGAGCCUGAUGAAACUUUGGAUUUUGACUUCAGCAGUGCCGAUGUUCUUAACAAAAUUAUUAUGAAAGUAAGAAAACAGCUUCCAGACAAGGUUGAAUUAUAAUGAAUUGAGUUGCAGAUUAACUUUAAAAGGCAACAUGGUGUUUGCGUCAGGUCCAACAACAUAAACUUGAACUUAACUAAUUUUUAGGACUUAUCUUGGCAUGCCAUACAUCUUAGUGUUGCUAAUGAUGCCCUUUCUUUCUUUCUGAAACAGUGUUAAAAUAUGUGACUUCUUCAUGAACCAUGAUAAAGAAGGUGACCAGAAAACAGCUUGACUAGCUUCAAAAAUUGAUUUUCAGCAAAAUUUCAAGAAGUGAAUGGGUUAAACACUAUCCUGGAGUCAUUGUUACAGUCUUACAAUCACUGCGAGUAUUGAACUGCUUAAUACGAUCAAGUAGAUACUAAAGAGUCAUUAACACCUUACAUCUAUCAUUGCAUAUUGCAGUCAGAAUGUUUGAAAGAAGCUUUCAGUGAACUAGACAUGACAAGUGAGGUGCUACAAAUCCUUAUGUCACCAGAUAACCCUUACUUUAGACUGUCUACCUUUGGCCAUGCAGGAAGUACUCACGUAAGCUUUUGUUCCUCUGUUGAGCUGUUGAUUAGGAUAUUGUUGCCUGCAAACACAAGCUAGGAUAAAUCUGGUUAAAAUGCGUCUGUGUAUGCAGGCUGUUAGGAAUUUUACCAAUUUUUGAAUUAAUACCUAACAAUAAAAGUAAAUAAAUGAAGAGAUUGGCCAACAUGUAUGUUAGGCAUGUCAGCACCAGGACUUGUUUGUAAGCAAAAUUUGUUUACACACAAAUGUUAGCCUGCAACAAGCGGAAAAGUAACUUAAUACUUUUAAGGUGGAGAGAAGCAACAACUCAAAAUACGUCUGCAUUCGUGGUUUUCUAUCAGAGCAUGUUCUCUGUUGAAAUACACUGACAUAAGCAAGGAAAGUGAAAAAAAAAAACAGCAAAACAGGGAGCAAAGGGAAGUAAACCUAAAAUGGCAAAUCUUGUUCUCAGAAAUACAUGUAUCAGAUACUUUUUACUCCUUAACACUCAUGUUUAAGAAUUAAUAUUUAUUGUCAUGGUCUUACAGUUAGUUAAUUUAUUUUCAUUUGCAUUAUAGUCAGAUUUCCCAAAAGAUUCUGAUAUGGUGGAGUCGUUUGAGUGUCAACAAACGCAGACAAACAGGUAUGUCAAUAAUCUUUAAUUAUCAGGAACAAAACACUUACUUAAAAAAAAUAGUAUUUAAGCUUUGAAUAUGUACAAUGUUUAAAAAGUGGAUACUUAACUAAUUUUUGUAGAAAAUAAAGUGCAUACUGCAUUACGUAAUCAGACCCUAUGAUAACCUAGUAUUAAGCCUUGGAAGCAUAUACACAUGUACAAAAGUGAAGGUGAUGUUACACGGGGCGAAAAAUGACAAGUUUAAGCGUAUCACAGCUCUGCAAUGUUGGAACAAUGUUGCAACCAUUUGCAUCAAUGUCACAUAAAUGUUGUAACACAGCGUUGCGCUAAAAAUCGUAGUUACAAAUCAUAUCAUGUAACAUCCAGUUCGUGUCCACUACAGGUCGUGCUGUAUAGGGAAAAAAGCUCAGUGUACUAGCUGGUGCAUACAUGAAUCCUCUACAUAUGGCCUACGCGUAAUACAAGUGUCACUGUAGCUGUUGUGAUUUAAUUUUAUCCUUGGUUUAUAUUUUGUUUUCCAUUGCUUUGGCAUAGGUAUGAUAAUCUAUGAUAAUUAGUUUGAAAUAAAGGAAAAUAAAAUUUAAACCACGGAUAAAAUUAAACCUCAAAACAGCCGUCGUAACUACCGUUAUGAACAGCAAUGAACAGAAUUUGACUGCUUAUGAAAGCUUGCAUCUUACCAAAAAUACUUGUACUCAGAGUUUCUGGCAAGAUGCCUUAAAUCGUCAGCAGUUAGAAUUUUGGCAAAUAAAAACUUUUUUCUUUUGCAAGAUAUAAAAUAAGUCUUCUCAAGCCGUCUACCAAGGCACUCCAACUUUCCAGCAAAAUUUCCAUCAGAAUGGACAACAGAGGAUUCCUUUCUUUGCAAUAUAUGAUCAUAAAUGAAGAUGGACAGGUCUGUUUUGUAGAAUAUCUGGUAAGUAUGACUGUACGAGGUUGGUAAAUGAAAGUUCUUUUACCCUUAAGAUGUGAAGGUGAUGACGGUGACAGUGAUGAACAUUAUUAUUGUUGGAGAUGAUGAUGAUGAUAAUAAUAAUAACAAUAACAAUAAUGAUGAUGAUGAUGAUGAUGAUGAUGAUAAUUGUGAUGAUAAUGGCGGUCCCGUCUUCAUAAGGGGACGUGUCCUCAAUCAGUACUUUUGUGUUGAAUAAAUUGACUUUUAAAUAAAGUGGUUUUUCCGUUUCGCUUGCCCUUAAUGAAAAACUUUUUAAGCUCUCGUUUGCCAGUUAUAAACACCUUUACCCAGUCUUUGUGAUUCGACUUUGAUCGUUCUAAAAGGUGAGAUUAUUGGCGUUACCGUAGUACACCUAAUGACCUAACUUUCUUUUUAUGUCACUAGUGCGCACCGGACGAAGAAGUAGACGAGGAGGACGAAGAAGAACUUGGUUAAACGAGAAACAGGA